CUCGCGAGAUAAUGACGUGCGAAUCCCGGAAAGGGCAGAGUCAACCGUAUUUACGCUUCGUCUCCACGGGCACAUUUAGUUAAGAACCGAUUUUUAAAAAGUUUUAGUUGGCCAAAAUGGGGAAAGCCGAUUUUUUCUCACCCAAGGCGAUAAGCAACCGGAUAAAAUCCAAAGGUCUCCAAAAACUGAGGUGGUAUUGUCAAAUGUGUCAAAAACAAUGCCGAGAUGAGAAUGGCUUCAAGUGUCACUGCAUGUCCGAGUCCCACCAGAGGCAACUGCUGCUCGCCUCGGAAUGCCCAAACAAGUUCAUGGACCAUUUCUCCAACGAGUUCAAAAACGGCUUUGUGGAGCUGCUGCGGCGACGAUUCGGGACAAAGCGGGUUCACAACAACAUCAUAUACAACGAGUACAUCAGCGACCGCCAACACAUCCACAUGAACGCCACGCGCUGGGAAACGCUCACCACGUUCACCAAGUGGCUGGGGCGACAAGGUCUUUGCAAGGUGGACGAGACGCCGAAGGGCUGGUACAUCCAGUACAUCGACCGCGACCCCGAGACCCUCCGCCGGCAGGAGGAGCUGGCGAGGAGGAAGAAGCACGAGCUGGACGACGAGGAGCGCAGCGCCAAGUUCAUCGAGGAGCAGGUCCGCAGAGGCCGCGACGGCAAGGAGGAGGAGGCGGAAGACCCGGUUUACACCGAGCUGAAGCGAGAGCAUGAAGAGGAAAAAGUCACGUUCAACCUGGGCGCCGGCACAUCGCUAGCAGGUCCUUCCGCAUCGAGUUCCCUCCUGGCCCCAAGUGCUCUGGCCAAGACGUCAUCGGCGAAGAGGAAAGAGCCGUCCUCUGCUUCCGACUCGCGGGACAAGAAGCGAAAGUCCGCCCUGGAGCAGAUCAUCGAGAUGGAGGAGAGGAAGAAGCAGCAGCAGCAGCCGUCGCCCGUCAAGACCGACCAUUGGCUGCACCCCAACAUUGUGGUCAAGGUGGUCACCAAGAGGCUUGGGGACAAGUACCACAAGAAGAAGGCCGUCAUCAUGGAGGUGCGAGAGAAAUUCACGGCGGUGGUGAAGAUGAUCGACUCUGGGGACAAACUCAAACUGGACCAGAACCACGUGGAGACGGUGAUACCCGCACCAGGAAAGCGCGUGAUGAUUGUCAACGGAAAGUUCCGUGACACGGAGGCCGUGCUGGAGGGCAUCGACGAGAAGAAGUUCUGCGCUUCGCUAACGCUCGAUUCCGGUCCACAAAAAGGAACGCGCGUGGAUGUCGCCUACGAGGACUUCUCCAAACUGGCUUGAGCAAACUUUUUUCUCCUUCUCUAAUCUACUACGUCAGAGUUGCAAUAUUUCUUCAUCUGGCAGACAGCGCUAAUUUCUUUUUUUCAAACCGGCAGAUUGCUCCGAUGAUACCUUUUCUAUCGAUUCAACGCGACCAAUCAUUAUUUCAACUUUGGGAGUAAUGAACCCGCAAAUAAGACAUUGGUGGGAAAAAAAAAGUCCUGUUUUUUCUCUUUUCUUUUUCUCCUUUUGUUUUUGAAGACUCUCCUAUUCCAUUGAGAGGAAGCUGUGGAGGUCAGGGACGAUGUAGGCGCUGUAGUGGCCGUCGAUGAACCCUUUUCCGCUGUUGUGCACGAACCAGCAGUAGACGUCGGAGCCGCGUCGCUUGUCGCGUCUGUAGUCCUUCUGCCAGCCCCUGGGGAGCGCGGCCAGCAGAGGGCGCCACCGUUAGGACCUAAAACCUGUCUUAUUGUAAGCGGGGGGGUUGACCUACCUGGUGACCUGCAGCUUGUUGCCCUUCACCUCCAUGGUGGCCUCCUUCUUUUGGGGGUCGGCGCCAUCGCGGAUGUCAUAAAUGGUCACAUCGGGCUCUUGGGAGAACUGACCUAAGGGGCCACAUGGCGCACACCCAAUCUUUUAGCGUCGCGAAGGGACAAUAUUUGUGUACAUUGAUUUCAUUAGGAAGCUCAGCACCUCUCCAAUAAACGCUGUGUUUUGCUCAUCA
This is a messenger RNA of Syngnathus typhle (broad-nosed pipefish), 1998 nucleotides long. RefSeq names its product Kin17 DNA and RNA binding protein (gene kin). The record is from RefSeq and is a predicted model, not a curated record. Gene Ontology annotation, cellular component: nucleus. Lineage: Eukaryota; Metazoa; Chordata; Actinopteri; Syngnathiformes; Syngnathidae. Gene Ontology annotation, biological process: DNA damage response; DNA replication. Gene Ontology annotation, molecular function: double-stranded DNA binding. Bases 117 to 1295 code for a protein of 392 amino acids. The transcript has 12 exons.